AUGGAAAAGAUUAAAGCCGGUAUUUUUGAUGGACCCCAAAUUAGACAAUUUACGAAAAAUACUCAAUUUAUAAAUUCUAUGACUAAGUUAGAACUAAAGGCUUGGACAGCUUUCGUCUCUGUGAUGCAGAAUUUUCUCGGAAAUAAAAUAUCUGCAAAUUACAUUGAACUUGUAGAAGACCUUCUGCUACAAUUAAAAAAUAUGGGGUGCAAUAUGAGCAUAAAACUCCACUUCCUCCAUAGUCACCUGGACAGGGAAAAUUUAGGAGAUAUGAGCGAAGAGCAGAGAGAGCGUAUGCAUCAAGACUUACGCGUCAUGGAAGAGCGUUUCUGGGACACGAAUAUGAUGUCUGACUAUUGUUGGUCUCUGAUACGUCAUUUUCCAAAGUCUACACAUAAGAGAAGAGCUUUAAAACGAAGUUUUUUAGAACUCAAUGAUUAA
This is a messenger RNA of Psylliodes chrysocephalus, 441 nucleotides long. The record is from the annotation of a GenBank genome assembly. Lineage: Eukaryota; Metazoa; Arthropoda; Insecta; Coleoptera; Chrysomelidae.